Molecule: messenger RNA, 1289 nt
Organism: Oryza brachyantha (malo sina)
Lineage: Eukaryota; Viridiplantae; Streptophyta; Magnoliopsida; Poales; Poaceae
Product: 3-oxoacyl-[acyl-carrier-protein] reductase 4
Exons: 11
Coding region: 22-972 (316 amino acids)
Biological process (GO): fatty acid biosynthetic process
Molecular function (GO): NAD binding; 3-oxoacyl-[acyl-carrier-protein] reductase (NADPH) activity
Source: RefSeq, a predicted model, not a curated record
CUCGCCUCCUCCGCCGCGCGCAUGGCCACCUCCGCCGCAGCCGCAGCCGCCGUGUCCUCGGCCGGCGCCGUCCCGCGCGCGGCAGCCACCGCGGUGGCGACCCGCGGGUUCGUCUCCUUCGGCGGCGGCGCCGCGGCCGCCCGGUCGCGCGCGCUGCGGUCCGGCCGCUUCGCUGGUGUGCGGACCCAUGUUGCAGCUGUUGAGCAAACAAUUGUGCAAGAUGCUACAAAGUUGGAAGCUCCAGUAGUUAUUGUGACAGGUGCCUCUAGAGGGAUUGGAAAAGCAACUGCAUUGGCUCUUGGAAAAGCUGGGUGCAAGGUCCUGGUGAACUACGCUCGGUCCUCAAAAGAGGCUGAAGAAGUCUCCAAUGAGAUCGAAUCAUAUGGUGGACAGGCUAUUACCUUUGGGGGAGAUGUUUCAAAAGAAGCUGAUGUGGACUCUAUGAUGAAAGCUGCUCUUGAUAAGUGGGGAACAAUUGAUGUGCUGGUAAACAAUGCAGGGAUUACUCGAGACACAUUAUUGAUGAGGAUGAAGAAAUCACAAUGGCAAGAUGUAAUUGAUUUGAAUCUUACUGGUGUUUUCCUCUGUACACAAGCUGCUACAAAAAUAAUGAUGAAGAAGAAAAAGGGAAAAAUUAUCAACAUAGCAUCAGUUGUUGGUCUUGUUGGUAAUAUUGGCCAAGCUAAUUACAGUGCUGCCAAGGCUGGGGUUAUUGGCUUGACGAAAACAGUGGCUAGGGAAUAUGCAAGCAGAAACAUCAACGUGAAUGCUAUUGCGCCUGGAUUCAUUGCAUCAGACAUGACUGCUGAACUUGGCGAGGACCUUGAGAAGAAAAUCUUGUCAACUAUUCCCUUAGGGAGAUAUGGCAAACCGGAGGAAGUUGCUGGGUUGGUCGAGUUCUUGGCUCUUAAUCCUGCAGCCAACUACAUCACUGGACAGGUUCUUACCAUUGAUGGGGGGAUGGUGAUGUAGGCUGAACGCUUGAAGAAACUUGGUUGAGUUCAGGAUUUGCUCAGUAGAAAAGGAUGUUUUAUAUAUACUUCUUGCAUAUGAUUUUGGACUACACAGGUCGUUUGUCGCUCGAUUUGUAACACCAGUGAAUAAAUUAGGUGUUGGAAGUUCAGUUAUGUGCUUGAUGUUCUGAUGUCUCAAUUUCUGUAGCGAAAUCAGUUAGAUUUCUUGCUAGUGCAAUUUAGAGAGAAGGAAACGGCUGCUACUUGGUAGCAGAGAGAGUUUGUUUUGUCCUCUGUGACUUAUUUUAAUGAAAAUGCUAUAUUUUUUUAGCCAAA